Ceutorhynchus assimilis (cabbage seed weevil) is the source of this 1464-nucleotide messenger RNA. The record is from the annotation of a GenBank genome assembly. NCBI's taxonomy places the organism in Eukaryota, Metazoa, Arthropoda, Insecta, Coleoptera, Curculionidae.
AUGAAAUAUCUUCAUGCUUUAGCAUUGAUCAUAUGUGUUAUAAAGUUAAACCAGUGUCUACCUUAUGAUUCGUCUGUUAUUUCUAAAUAUUCCAAAGUUGCGUUAUGGGGCAAUAAUAGCACCGACUCUUCAGAAGCAAGAGAUACUGAAAGUAAAAACACAUGGAAUCAUAGGUUAAAUCCAAAAUCUAUCUCCAUGAAUACGAAAAACACACCAUCAGUAGCAUAUCAAUAUCCUGUUUAUCAAAAACCUGAAGAAAAAAUUGACCAGCACAUUGAACAUGUCGAUGGCAUUGGAGAAGUAAUCGUGAAGCAAGCUCAAGAUCGAUUUGAGGCUCGUCCCUUAUUUGCAUAUAGAAAUAAGCUUUCUGAUGUUUACGGCACACCAUCAGCGAGCAAAAAACCUGUUGUACCAGCACCCGGAGCGGCUCCGACAACGGCACCGCUUUCAUUAUCAGCUCCCUCUCUAAGUGAUCCUUAUAAUUCGCCGUAUACAUCUUACAAUCCUCCAAAGUUCAACCAAGAUAAUUCGGAUACUAUUUCAAAUUUAUAUGCACCUAAUGAACCUAACAAAGGCGAUUCAAUAAAUUCACCUACUUCUGAUACUGGAACAAAAGAUUUAGGUCCUUCGACUGAAACCGUAAAAACCAUUCCAGAUUCAUAUGCCUCAUUGGGGCCGCCUUUGGCCCCGUCUAAGCCAGCAAACCAAAUUGAUUACAGUAAUCACGAUUAUCAUGAUCAUGACAGUUAUGAACAUCAUGGUUAUCAAGAUCAUUACCCUCCACAAGAUUCAAUGGCAAUGUACAAGUAUAAUAAUGAAGCUCCUGAUCAUCCUCCGAAAAGUCUUGAUGAUGUUUAUUAUCCAUCCGAUUUUCCUAAAGAUCAAAUUCCUGGCCAAGGUAUGAUGAAUCCUGAUAUGGGUCCAGAUGCGCAACACCAAGGGGAUGAAUCCGAUGAUGCUUCAAUGGUGCCGCAAGGGGAUCAGAUGAUUCCUCAGGGCGAUCAAAUAAUAAAGCCUGAUAUGAUGGACCAAGGAAAAUCCAAUGAUGAUUCGCCCUCUCAUGAUUAUGGUGAUUAUAAGUUUCCAAAAUACUUAUACGAUCAUGAUCUUAAUCAUCAUCAUGUCUACGAAGAAAUUCCUCAUCCAACAAUGGCACCAGCUAAAGAAGAUAAGCGUGUGAGCAGUACUCAUUACAGUUACUAUUAUUUGGGACGUAAAUUAUGGUAUAUACCUCUUUACUUUAGUGUUUAUUUUAUCAUUUACGUAACUGUGCUUAUUCUUAAAUCAAUUGCAAGACAUAAGGUUAGGCUAAAGUACAAGUGGUACGAACACGAUACCAGCGCGAAGCAAGCCAGGAGUAUGGAUUUAAUAAGUUCGAGACUCGAGGAAACAACUAAUCUUCAUCAUAAUGUUUUAACUGCUAUUCAAAAUGUAACUGAUAAAUAUAAAGGCUUGGCCAUGUAA